Parnassius apollo (apollo) is the source of this 654-nucleotide messenger RNA. The record is from the annotation of a GenBank genome assembly. Lineage: Eukaryota; Metazoa; Arthropoda; Insecta; Lepidoptera; Papilionidae.
AUGAAUCCGUGCUCUGAGGCAGCUCCACAACAUGACAUUGAAGGUGAUGGGCGCUGGAAUAGCAUUCAUAAUAGAUUUUUAUCUGAUGCAAAAGGAAAAGAAGCAGAUGUAGUUUUUAUUGGUGAUUCGAUACUUCAAGCUUUGGAACAUACUGAAGUUUGGAAUCAAUGGUUUGCUCCGCUUCACUGCCUUAAUUUUAGUAUUCAUAGAGAUCAAACCCAAAAUGUCUUAUGGCGCAUUAAAAAUUGUGAACUUGAUCAUGUUGAUCCUAAGGUAGUAGUGUUACAUGUUGGCACAAACAAUGUCGAACAUACUGCUGAACAAAUUUGUGAAGGCAUUCUAGAAAUAGUCAGAACAAUUAGAGAGAAACAUCCUAAUGCUUAUAUAGUGUUGCCUAGUCUUCUGCCUAGAGGUCAAUAUCCUAAUUGCCUAAGGGAAAAAAAUGCCAAAAUAAAUCAACUUUUAUUUGAAAAAGUUAAUAAUAUGAAUAAGGUUGAGAUGGUUUUUAUAGACAAAGGGCUCAUUCAAAGUGAUGGUACGAUUAGCCACCAUGAUAUGCAUGACUAUCUUAUACCUACAAAUGCAGCUUGUCGAAAGGCGUUUGAACCCAUUUAUGAUCUUCUCCAGCAAAUAUUAUCUGAGGAUUGGUUUUAA